This is a messenger RNA of Humulus lupulus (European hop), 4991 nucleotides long. Its product is annotated as CLIP-associated protein. Gene Ontology annotation, molecular function: microtubule binding. The record is from RefSeq and is a predicted model, not a curated record. Gene Ontology annotation, biological process: microtubule cytoskeleton organization. NCBI's taxonomy places the organism in Eukaryota, Viridiplantae, Streptophyta, Magnoliopsida, Rosales, Cannabaceae. The coding region runs from base 404 to 4708 and encodes 1434 amino acids. The transcript is spliced from 21 exons. Gene Ontology annotation, cellular component: cytoplasmic microtubule.
UUCUCGUUCAAUCUGACGAAAGAAGACAAUUUUCUCUCUCUCUCUCUCUCUCUCUUGCUUUACUCUCAAUCUUUCUCUCUCUACUGUGGUGACGAAGACGAAGAAGAAGAAGAAGAAGAAGAAGAAGAAGGACUCUUCGCUUGAAAUCUGAACUGAGUCGAUUUUCGGUUCUUCGCUUUCGCUCUCUACAGUCGUCUAUCAGUCUUUUUCUCUCACUUACCAAAACCACCAACAUUGACGCCAUCAUUCUCCGCUAAAUUUAGCGGAGUUUGUAGGGUUUGACAUCACAUUCUCGUACUUAUGCCCUAAAUUGAGUCCCAGAUUGGCCAAUCUUCGCCAGAUCUGAGACUUGAAUCACCAGAUCAAAGACGCGUCGUCGGGAAACCCUAGUCCGUUUGCUCCGAUGGAGGAAGCUCUCGAACUCGCGCGAGCCAAAGACACCAAGGAGCGAAUGGCCGGUGUCGAGCGCCUCCAUCAACUACUUGAGGCCUCCAGGAAGAGUCUUAGUUCGUCGGAAGUGACAGCGCUUGUCGACUGUUGCUUGGAUCUUCUCAAGGAUAAUAACUUUAGGGUCUCUCAGGGUGCUCUUCAAGCUCUUGCCUCCGCUGCUGUGCUCUCCGGUGAGCACUUGAAGUUGCACUUCAAUGCGCUUGUUCCUGCUGUUGUUGAACGCUUGGGGGAUGCUAAACAGCCAGUUCGUGAUGCCGCUCGGAGACUCUUGCUCACUCUCAUGGAGGUUUCUUCUCCGACCAUCAUAGUAGAACGAGCAGGAUCAUUUGCCUGGACGCACAAAAGUUGGAGAGUCCGAGAAGAAUUUGCACGGACAGUCACAUCAGCAAUUGGUCUUUUUUCAGCUACGGAGCUUCCUCUUCAACGUGCAAUACUUCCUCCAAUUUUGCAGAUGCUAAAUGAUCCAAAUCCUGGUGUCAGGGAAGCAGCUAUAUUGUGUAUCGAGGAGAUGUAUACACAAGCCGGGACCCAAUUCCGUGAUGAACUACAUCGACACCAUCUUCCCUCAUCUAUGGUAAAAGACAUUAAUGCCAGGUUGGAGAGAAUUGAACCUAAAGUUCGUUCUACAGACGGACAUGGUAAUUUUUCUACUGGAGAGAAUAAAAAUGUGAGUCACAACCACAAGAAAAGUAGUCCAAAGGCAAAGAGCACCGCAAGAGAAAUGUCACUUUUUGGAGGAGAAGAUGUUACUGAGAAACCCGUAGAACCUAUUAAAGUUUAUUCAGAGAAGGAACUGAUUAGAGAGAUGGAAAAGAUUGCUUCUACUCUUGUGCCAGAAAAAGAUUGGUCUGUCCGUAUUACUGCUAUGCAAAGAGUUGAAGCCCUUGUUUAUGGAGGUGCUGUUGACUAUCCAUGUUUUCGUGGACUAUUGAAGCAACUUGUUGGUCCACUGAGCGUACAAUUAUCUGAUCGGAGGUCUACCAUAGUGAAGCAGGCCUGCCAUCUGCUAUGCUUUUUGUCAAAGGAGCUUUUGGGAGAUUUUGAGGCAUGUGCAGAGGUGUUUAUUCCAGUUCUUUUCAAGCUGGUUGUGAUCACUGUACUUGUAAUUGCAGAGUCUGCGGAUAACUGCAUAAAAACGAUGUUGCGUAAUUGCAAAGUUGCACGUGUACUUAAUCGUAUAGCAGAUGCUGCAAAGAAUGAUCGAAAUGCAGUUCUCCGUGCAAGGUGUUGUGAAUAUGCACUAUUGGUGUUAGAACACUGGCCUGAUGCCCCUGAAAUACAGCGGUCAGCUGAUCUUUAUGAAGAUCUCAUAAGAUGUUGUGUUGCAGAUGCAAUGAGUGAGGUACGCUCAUCUGCAAGAAUGUGCUACAGAUUAUUUUCAAAGACCUGGCCAGAGCGUUCACGGCGCUUGUUUUCGUCUUUUGAUCCGGUCAUUCAAAGGUUAAUCAAUGAAGAGGAUGGGGGCAUACAUAGAAGACAUGCUUCUCCUUCUGUUCGUGAUAGAUUCACUCAGCCAUCUGCUCCAUCAAAUUUACCUGGUUAUGGAACUUCUGCGAUUGUUGCAAUGGACAGAAGUUCUACUUUACCUUCAGGAACAUCUCUCUCUUCUGGACUACUACUGUCACAAGCAAAGUCGAUGGGCAAAGGCACUGAGCGCAGUUUGGAAAGUGUGUUGCACUCAAGCAAACAGAAGGUCAGCGCCAUUGAAAGCAUGCUUAGAGGUUUGGAUUUGUCAGAGAAACAUAAUUCUUCAACACUCAGAUCAUCUAGUCUGGAUCUAGGAGUUGAACCUCCAUCAGCUCGUGAUCCACCAUACCCUGCUGCUCUCUCAGCUUCUAAUAAUCUCUCAAACUCUUUAAUGACAGAUUCAACUGCAUAUACUACCAGUAAAAGUAGUAACCGCAAUGGUGGACUGGUUUUGUCUGAUAUUAUCACUCAAAUUCAAGCUUCCAAAGAUUCGGGUAAAUUGGCUUAUCGAAGCAAUGCCUCAGGUGAAACUUUGCCUGGAUUUUCAUCAUAUACAGCAAAGAGGGCUUCGGAGCGACUCCAAGAUAGGGGUUCUGCUGAAGAACAUGACUUUAGGGAGUCUAGAAGACAUGUGCAUGACAGGCAGUAUUCGGACACACCUUACAGAGAUGGAAACUUCAGAGAUUCUCACAACAGUAAUGUUCCUAAUUUCCAGAGGCCACUCCUGAGAAAGCAUGUAGCUGGACGGAUGUCUGCAGCCAGGAGGAGAAGUUUUGAUGAUAGCCAGCUAUCCCUUGGGGAAAUGUCAAAUUAUGUAGAUGGUCCUGCAUCUCUUAGUGAUGCCCUAAGUGAGGGCCUGAGUUCAUCUUCUGACUGGUGUGCCAGGGUUGCUGCAUUCAAUUAUCUCCGGUCUUUGCUACAGCAAGGCCCAAGGGGGGUUCAAGAGGUAGUCCAAAAUUUUGAGAAGGUAAUGAAGUUAUUUUUCCAACAUCUGGAUGAUCCCCACCAUAAAGUUGCGCAGGCAGCACUUUCAACUCUUGCAGAUAUUAUUCCAUCUUGCCGAAAGCCUUUUGAGAGUUACAUGGAAAGGAUUUUGCCCCAUGUUUUCUCACGAUUAAUUGAUCCCAAGGAGUUGGUUAGGCAACCUUGUUCAACAACUCUGGAUAUUGUAAGCAAGACAUAUGGUACAGACUCUCUGUUACCAGCUUUGCUUCGCUCUUUAGAUGAACAGCGUUCACCCAAGGCCAAACUCGCUGUUAUUGAGUUUGCUAUUGGUUCCUUUAACAGGCAUUCAGCUAAUUCUGAAGGCUAUGUCAACAGUGGCAUCUUAAAGUUAUGGCUUUCCAAGUUGACACCACUGGUCCACGAUAAAAACACUAAACUUAAGGAGGCUGCCAUUACCUGCUUUAUAUCUGUUUACUCCCACUUUGAUUCAACAGCUGUCCUGAAUUUCAUUCUUAGCUUAUCAGUCGAAGAACAAAAUUCUUUAAGACGGGCUCUAAAACAGUAUACUCCUCGCAUAGAAGUGGACUUGAUGAACUUUUUGCAGAGCAAGAAAGAUCGCCAGCGGCCGAAGUCGUCUUAUGAUCCAUCUGAUGUUGUUGGAACAUCGUCAGAAGAAGGAUACGGUAGUGGCUCAAAGAAGAGUCAUUUCUUUGGAAGAUACUCUGCUGGUUCUGUUGAUGGUGAUAAUGGCAGGAAAUGGAGUUCUACCCAAGAAUCAGCCUUGGUAACUAGCGGCUACGGUCAAGCAGCUUCUGAUGAAUUUCAUGAGAACUUGCAUCAAAAUUUCGAUGCCGGCUCGAACACUGAUCUUAAUUUUAAAACUAAGGAGUUAACAUACAACAGUAAUUCUAGUGGGCAGAACCUGGCCUCCAGGACCAGUGUGUUGGAAAGUUUUGACAGUAAUGUAAAUUUAGAGGGUUCUUCAACUCCUCGACUGGAUGUUAAGGAUCUGAUAGGCUUGGAUCAUGCCCGGCUUGCUGAAAGCAUUGGACACGAUAAUGAAGCUACUUCUGAGUUGGACAUUCAUAAUUUAAAACUUAAAUCUGCGAAGGUUAACUCAAUGCCAGAAUCAGGUCCCAGCAUCCCUCAAAUUCUUCACCUGAUUGCCAAUGGAUCCGAGGAAAACCCUAGUGCAAGUAAGCAUGGGGCACUUCAGCAGUUAAUCGAGGCUUCUGUGGCAAAUGAUCACUCUAUUUGGACUAAGUAUUUUAAUCAGAUUUUGACGGUUAUCCUUGAGGUGCUGGAUGAUUCUGAUUCAACAAUUCGGGAACUUUCCCUUUCACUGAUUGUUGAAAUGCUUAAAAACCAGAAAGACGCCAUGGAAGACUCUGUUGAGAUCGUAAUUGAGAAGCUGCUUCAUGUUACAAAGGAUACAGUUUCUAAGGUGUCAAAUGAAGCAGAGCACUGCUUGACGAUUGUUUUGUCUCAGUAUGAUCCGUUCAGAUGUUUAAGUGUGAUUGUGCCUUUACUGGUAACCGAAGACGAGAAAACUCUUGUUACUUGCAUAAAUUGUCUGACAAAGCUUGUGGGCCGGCUAUCACAGGAUGAAUUAAUGACUCAGAUACCGUCAUUUUUACCUGCUCUCUUUGAAGCUUUUGGGAACCAGAGCGCGGAUGUUCGUAAGACGGUUGUUUUCUGUCUCGUCGAUAUUUACAUCAUGCUCGGGAAAGCUUUCUUACCGUACUUGGAGGGGCUCAACAGCACGCAAUUGAGGUUGGUGACCAUUUACGCUAAUCGAAUCUCGCAGGCCAGAACAGGCUCUGCCAUAGACCCUAACCAUGCUUAGGUGGUUUGCUUGGAAAGAAAGAAAGAAAGAGGAAAUUGUUGGGUUUGAGGUUUUGAUCUUUUGUGUAUUUUUUGUAUAUGGUGUGAAUGCAUUUUGAAGGUGGGUUUGUCGUUUUACUAUUCUUUUCCAAAUAUUUUUGUAAUUCAUUUUUUUUUUCCUUUUCAUUUCCCCUGGUUUGUUUGUUUGGAGGCAGAGAGUGCUUUAUUGGGACAAAACACAUUGUUUGUUGUAAUCUACAUUUGCCCAACAUUAUUUAUAGCAUGGAAGAAAGGAGGUUUUGGAA